Fopius arisanus is the source of this 3107-nucleotide messenger RNA. RefSeq names its product Regulator of telomere elongation helicase 1 (gene Rtel1). The record is from RefSeq and is a predicted model, not a curated record. Gene Ontology annotation, biological process: regulation of double-strand break repair via homologous recombination; DNA repair; DNA recombination. The transcript has a single exon. Gene Ontology annotation, molecular function: ATP binding; DNA binding; DNA polymerase binding. Bases 151 to 3090 code for a protein of 979 amino acids. Gene Ontology annotation, cellular component: nucleus. Lineage: Eukaryota; Metazoa; Arthropoda; Insecta; Hymenoptera; Braconidae.
CGUGUGAAUUGUGUUUUGGCGGUAAAGUUCUGAGAAAAGGAAGACACUGUAAGCAUACCUGAAGUUCAUCCAAAUUAUCACAAAUUUCGUUGGAAUAAGGCGUUUUCGAAGGGUCACUUGAAUUAUUUCUGGAUUUUGUGGAGAGUAACAAUGCCUGAUGUCACUAUCAAUGGAAUUCAGGUCACAUUUCCAUUCCAACCGUACAAGGUUCAGGAGGACUACAUGGCCAAGGUCAUUGAGUGUUUGCAGAAUAAGAAACAUGGGGUUUUGGAGUCACCCACUGGGACUGGAAAGACGUUGAGUUUGCUCUGCUCCUCGUUGAGUUGGCUAUUGGUUAAAAAGGCCCAGCUCCAGGCCCAAGCUAUCAUGGGAGCUGUGGAGAAGCCAGAUUUCGGUGGAAAGUUCUUCGAGAAUCUCACCAGUGGACUCAACAAUGCUGCAGGUACAUCAACUGAUAUUUUACCCCAGAAUCCGAAUUUCGGUUGGGCCAUGCCAAAGAUCGUCUACGCCUCGAGGACGCAUUCACAAUUAUCUCAAGCGAUGCAAGAGUUGAAGAGAACGUCUUACAAACAUGUCAAAGUCGCUGUGAUUGGGUCUAGGGAUCAGCUCUGUAUUCAUCCCGAGGUGUCCAAAGAGCAGAAUUCAGCUAAUAAAAUUCACAUGUGUCAGGCCAAAGUCAGAGCCAGGACUUGUUUUUAUUUUAAUAAUGUUGAGAUUAGAAAAGAUGAUCCAGCCUUUAAAAAUGAAAUUUGUGACAUCGAAGAUUUAGUUAAAAAUGGUCAGAAGUUCAAGUGUUGUCCAUAUUUCUUAGCCAAGGAGUUGAAACAAUCAGCAGACAUUACCUUCAUGCCGUAUAAUUACCUCCUAGAUCCAAAGACGAGAAAAUCUCAGGGAAUUGAUCUUCAAAAUUACGUCAUACUGCUCGAUGAGGCUCACAAUGUUGAGAAAACGUGUGAGGAAGCAGCUUCCCUGCAGAUCAGCAGCACUGACAUAGCACUCUGCAUUGAUGAGAUCACGAAGGUUAUGAAGGACAUGGCCGAGGAGAAGUCUGAGGACAUUGGGUUCAACCUUGAAGGGCCUGGGACCAAUCUCCAGAAAGAUUUUACACCGGAAGACUUAUGUGUCCUCAAGAUUAUGUUUCUAGCUGUGGAGAAGGCGAUCGACGAGAUCCCCUUGAACAUGGGAACUGAGGGUGACACAUACCCUGGGGGAUACGUCUUCGAACUUCUCGAAAAGGCUGACUUGACUCACGGAAAAGAGCAAAUCGUCAUCGAAAAACUCGAUAAAAUAAUUCUCUACUUGUCUACAAUCAGUGCAUCACCAUUUGCCAGGCGAGGAAAUUCAUUACAAAAAUUCUGUGAUUUUCUGAGGACAGUCUUCAGUGGUGGUGGCUCAUCAAAUUCGUUUAAACAUCGUGAAAGGGUAAAGCAGGCUUACAAGGUGUACGUUCAGCCUGAGGAAACCAAGAAGUCCAACAGAAAUGACGGCUGGGAGCCGAAAAAACCUGUUCAGAAAGCCGGUGGCAAGUUGAUCAGCUACUGGUGCUUCAGCCCAGGCUUUGGAAUGCAACAGCUACUGGAACAGGGAAUUCAUUCUAUUAUUUUGACUAGUGGAACAUUGUCUCCUUUGAAACCCUUUAUCUCUGAAUUGGGAAUCCCCAUUGAUGUCCAGCUAGAGAAUCCUCACAUCGUCACAGGCAAGCAGGUGUGUGCUGGAGUAUUGAGUCAAGGUCCAGAUAGUCAUCCUCUGAACUCUUCCUAUAACACUCGAAACGACCCGAAGUACAUCUCUGCCUUGGGACGAACUCUCUACAACUUCAGCUGCUUAAUCCCCCACGGUCUCCUCGUCUUCUUUCCCUCUUAUCCAAUGAUGAAGAAGUGCCGAGACGACUGGCAGAGCUCAGGACUGUGGUCUACGAUAACGGAAAAGAAGCCGAUAUUCGUCGAACCCCAGACGAAGGACAGUUUCAACACCGUGAUGAACGAUUUCUACCAGAAAAUUCAGGAUCCAACGCACAAUGGAGCGAUUUUUCUAGCAGUCUGUAGAGGAAAGGUCUCAGAGGGUCUGGACUUUGCCAACGCCAAUGGACGUGCUGUUCUUAUCACAGGACUCCCAUUUCCACCGUUGAAAGAUCCCAGAGUUGUUCUCAAGCAGAAAUACCUUGAAGAGAUGAGGGUGAAAAAUAAAGAAGGACUCUCUGGACAGCAGUGGUACCAGCUGGAGGCCUCUAGGGCCGUUAAUCAGGCCAUAGGGAGAAUAAUAAGACACAAAGACGAUUAUGGAGCGAUUGUUUUGUGUGACACUAGAUUUAACAACGCCAGUUUCAAAGGACAACUGUCUUCCUGGCUGAGACCCCAUAUAAAGGACUUCUCCAAUUUUGGAAUUGUCACUAGAGAGCUCAGAAAUUUCUUCAAGAAUGCCGAAGCCACUCUUCCACAGCCCAAAACAACUCGUCACCGAGAAUCUUCAAUUCCUGCAGUUCCCGCGAGCUUCGAGUACAACAGUAGAAUACGUGAAGGGAGUUCUCUGAAGGUGGAGGAACCAGCAGCAGCAGAAGAGUCUAUCAAUUUGGAUAUCUAUAAGCGUGAAAACACGGAGAACGGUGGAAGCCUCAAGAGGAAGGAUUUUCCAGAGUCCCAGGACAGAAAUGUCAUCAACUUCGGGACUCUCAAGGCAGUCGGAGGCUGGAGUCAAUCAGAAUUAGUCAAAAACCCGGCCUCCUCUGAACAAGUCUUCAAAAAACGAAAAUUGAAAAUCCAACCGAUUGAAUUCAAAUUUGACGCUCAGCCUUCGACGUCUCAGGAACAGAACAGCAAUGGUCUAGAGAAGACGAGCCCUGGGCACGAGAAGAAGCAAUUGGGGAAGACGUAUCUUAAAGAAGUGAAACGAUCACUCAGUGAGGGCAACUACAAAGUCUUUGCUCAGAUGAUCCAAGUUUAUACAAAAAGUGGGGAUUUUGAAGGACUUUUGAAAACAUUGGGAGAAUUAUUCCCGGUAGGAAGUGGAUUGGAAAGACUCUUUGAGGGCUUUAGAAGUUUCUUAAAAAAGCAACACAUAUCUGCAUUCGAUAGCCACAUAAUGAAAAAAUAAAUUAAUCUGGUUAUAAA